Molecule: messenger RNA, 1645 nt
Organism: Fragaria vesca subsp. vesca
Lineage: Eukaryota; Viridiplantae; Streptophyta; Magnoliopsida; Rosales; Rosaceae
Exons: 8
Coding region: 102-1244 (380 amino acids)
Biological process (GO): regulation of peptide transport
Cellular component (GO): membrane
Source: RefSeq, a predicted model, not a curated record
GUACUCUUCCCGAGAUGAACCAUUUUGAUGCCUUGAAGCUUGCCAGAAGCCAGAGAUGUUGAUUUAGAGAUAAUACAGUAGCAAUUCCGUUGAUCUUGGUGAUGGGUUUGGGUUGGAAGUACAACGCAGGAUUGGGGUUGAUUGGUACCGUCGUCUUCAUAUGGGUCGCCUCUGCAGAGGUUACUCAGAGAAUUUUCACAGAGUACAAACAGCCAUUUUCACUCACCUAUCUCGGGGUGUCUCUGAUGGUCGUCUAUCUACCUAUAGCAGCCUUUAAGGACUGGAUCUGCAGCUUCCUGAGCUUUUCAAACCCUCUUCCAACAAAUGAAUUUCAUCACAGUGCAGAAAAAGAUAUCACAAGUUCCUUAAUUACUGAUAAAGACCUCAGCGAUAGGGAAGAAGGGUUCCCUGAAAAGGAUAAGAAUCAAGUAGAUGAGCCUCUGUUUCUUGCACAAAGAAAUCAACUUGGUCCAUUGGAAAUUGCAAAAUGUGGCUUAAUUCUUACUCCAGCAUGGUUUAUCACAGAGUAUUUGUCGAACUCUGCACUGGCAAAUACUAGUGUUGCAAGUACAACUGUGCUAACUUCUACAUCGGGGCUCUUUACACUUUUGUUCGGAGCACUUCUUCGUCAGGACUCCAUAAACAUUCCAAAGAUGGUUGCUGUUUUCAUCAGCAUGGCUGGUGUUGCCAUGACCACAGCUGGAAAAACUUGGGCACCUGAUGAACCGCUCAGCAUAUCUGAGACUAGAAAGCACUCAAUAAUAGGAGACAUUUUGGGUCUUCUGUCAGCAGCAUCAUAUGGAUUAUUCACAGUGUUACUCAAGAAAUAUGCUGGAUCAGAAGAGGAAGGGGAUAAGGCUGAUGUGCAAAAGCUAUUUGGAUAUAUUGGUCUCUUCACUCUUCUUGGUCUGUGGUGGCUUGUCUGGCCGCUGAGUGCUAUGGGGAUUGAACCUUCUUUUGAAUUUCCACCAUCAGGAUCUGUUGGGGAAGCUGUGCUGUUAAAUGGCUUUGUGGGGAGUGUUCUUUCAGAUUAUUUUUGGGCUCUUUCUGUUGUUUGGACAUCUCCAUUAGUUGCAACGUUGGGCAUGUCCUUGACAAUUCCCUUUGCUAUGGUUGCUGACAUGGUGAUUCACCGCCGUCGUUUCUCUGCAAUCUACAUCUUUGGUUGCAUUCAGGUUUUUGCAGGAUUUGUCAUGGCAAACCUUUCGGACAAGUUUUCUAAGCAGGAAGUUGUAAUAGAAUGAACAAAUCUCAAAAGUUUUGUAGUUUGUAUAUACGCUACAUGUGUAAGAUAUAGGACACCUCUACUACGUACUUACCUUAAAUUGUACUUGUAGUGCAAAUGUUCAUAUUGUGGUAUGGAUUUUGGUGGCUUCUCUUAUGAGUUAUGACAAUUGGCUUCCCCCUUUUGCAUUCAGUAAUGUCACUGAGAAAUAACUAGGCCUCUGUCAUUGUUUGAUGUCUGGUUGUUUGUCUUACUCAAACCAUGUAUCUCAUCGUUCUGGUCUGGCUUGUUGAAGUUCCUUUCUUUUGUCAGAAUAUAUGAAGGAACAGAAAACUAAGCACUUGUUGCAGUUGUUGGGGGGCAUAAGCGUCAUUGCAGGGAGCGAUAAGUAAUAAAAAAUUGUUGGGUGAUUAAUAAUUG